AUGCCAAAAUAUUACUGUGAUUACUGCGAUACUUAUUUGACUCAUGACUCUCCGUCCGUUCGGAAAACUCAUUGUGGCGGUAGAAAUCAUAAAGACAAUGUAAAGGAAUAUUAUCAAAAGUGGCUGGAGGAGCAAGUACAAAAGCUUGUCGAUCACACUUCGGAAGCUUAUAAACAAGGUAAAGUGCCUCCUCCGAUGUUUGGCGGCCCUCUUGGCAUGCCACCUCCUGGUCUGGCAUAUCCUCCUCGCUACCCUAUAAAAGGGCCAGAUUCCGAUGAUUCCUCCUCAAGGUGUAAUGAUCCCACCCAAAAUGGCUGUGCCCGGUGUUUCUGCCUGGCCUCCGACCACUGGGAUGCCUCCAUAUGGCGCGCCGCCCCAAUAACAUUUUCCGAUACGUUGUAA
Messenger RNA from Dicrocoelium dendriticum, 402 nucleotides. Lineage: Eukaryota; Metazoa; Platyhelminthes; Trematoda; Plagiorchiida; Dicrocoeliidae. The record is from the annotation of a GenBank genome assembly.